AGACAAAUAUGAUGUUUUCACGUGUUCCGGUGUGUCGUUAUUUGUUAAAUCUUGAUUGCGAUUUACGGAAGUAAUAUCAAUUUACAACGUUUCCUUGGAUAUGUCAAGUGCUUACAAAGUUUAUAAAAAUCCCUUGAUUAAACUGUUUCGAGCGUGGAUUUUUAGGGGAAAAGAGUAGAAGACAUUGAUGUUGAUAGAAAUUGAAGUCAUGAUGUUGGUUUUAAUUUUCGUCUCGUCUUUUCUCUGCUCGGCGUCCUCCUAUAAACCAGUUGUUCUAGUCCAUGGAGUGUUUGGAUCGGCUGUUGAAGAAUUCGCAAACACUUUUGAAAAAUGGAUACCUCAUGAACACCCAAACACGACACUAUAUCCCAUUAAUCUGUAUGAAGAUGUGACUAGUAUCGUUCCGAUGUGGACCCAAAUCACCAAAAUCAGACAGCGGGUAGCCAGCAUCAUGGCCCGGCAUGCCCAGGGAAUCCACUUCCUGUGCUAUUCACAAGGUGGACUAUUGUGUCGGGGUGUGCUCUCCUCGAUGGAUCAUAAUGUGGACACAUUCAUCUCCUUGUCCUCACCACAGGCCGGACAGUACGGCAUUCCAGACAUCUGGAAAAAGCACAUCGGAUUUCCCUGUCUAAAAUCUUCUAUGUACAAGAUACUAUACAAGAAAUUUACCCAGAAGAUACUGUCCAUUGCAAACUACUGGAAUGAUCCUCAUCACCAGCCUCUUUAUCGGAAAUAUUCGGAGUUCCUCGCACCUUUAGAUGGAACGACAGUGACACCAAAUUUAACCGAAUUCAAAAAGAAUUUUUUGAAACUUCGCAAGAUUGUAUUGAUUGGCGGACCCCAGGAUGAAGUUAUUAAACCCUGGCAAUCUAGCCACUUUGGAUUCUUUGAUGAAAAAGAAAAUAUAGUGGAAAUGAAGAAACAAAAGUUUUUCUUGGACGACGAUUUCGGAUUACGAACACUGUACAAUCAGGAGCGAGUGAGUACCUUCACCUUCAGAGGGCUUCGUCACUCGGACUGGUACACUAACCGCACAGUGUUCAACAAAUCCAUUCUUCCUUUUCUGACGUAGGAGGGUGAAGAUGCUUUCUGUUAAGGAGGAUGAAGAUGACUUCAUGAAGGAGGGUGAAGAUACCUUUAUUAAGGGGGUGAAGAUGUCUUCAUUAAGAAGGGUGCAGAUGCAUUCAAUUAGACGAAUUUGCGUCAGGUUAUACCCUGGAUUCUUAAAACUUCGCAUAUUUUGCUUAGACAAGGUUUCACAUGAACAUGGCACUCUCUGAUGGAUUUAUGCUGUUUAAAAGUAGUAUGCCCGAUUCUAGGUUACGAAACUAAAACUAGCUUUUUUUCAAGUUUUUGCUCUGUGGACUGUAGAUUUUAUUGGAUGUGGACUUUCAGUUUGUGUCUACAUUGUUUUUGGUUCAGUGUAUGUUCUCAUUUGUUUAUUUUCUUUUUCUCUCUCCUUCAGUCAAACGCAAAUCAAGAGUCCCCCGACUUCACAUGUUCUACUGAAAUUUCAAUUCAGAUUUUGAAAAAAAUGCAAAUCGAUUAGAAUGACUAGUUUCACGACUGUUUGCUCCUCGAUUUUGUCUCUUUCAGCAGUGUCGAAACAGAUACCUUUCUCGCAAUCGCACAUGUUAUAGCCUCAAUUUUAUUUAUCUUGUCAAUUUAUAUUCUUGUCGUAAAUGCGAAGUUUGUUCAUAUAUUUUUUCAGUAGCACGAAUUAUUGUAUAUAUACAUGUAUAUAUAUAUAUAUAAUUCAAUAAAAAAAUCAGGAAAAUAUACAGUUCCAAAAUAUAUUUAAAUCACUAGCGCUUUCUGGAUUUUAACAUCCAUCCUCAGGUGAAUACAAAUUUUAAAUAAUGAAUACAAAGUUGUUUAUCUUAGAGACGUCUAUUGUGACGUCAUGACGUCAUGAUAGUCUUUGCGAGGAGGGAAUACAUACAUGACGUCAUAAUACAAAAAAUUCGGGAAAGGUGACUUGGACAAAAUAAGCAUGAACAUUAACAUGAUAAAAGUUGAUGAAUUAAGAGGUUUAACAAUCAGAAUUGAUUAAAGUUUGUUUAGUUUAGGAGAAAACAGUUUAAUGAAAUAAUUUUCUUUAGCAAGUCUCAUGGAUGUUGAUUCU
Ostrea edulis (European flat oyster) is the source of this 2125-nucleotide messenger RNA. Its product is annotated as lysosomal thioesterase PPT2-A-like. Gene Ontology annotation, molecular function: thiolester hydrolase activity. Lineage: Eukaryota; Metazoa; Mollusca; Bivalvia; Ostreida; Ostreidae. The record is from RefSeq and is a predicted model, not a curated record. Bases 188 to 1072 code for a protein of 294 amino acids. Gene Ontology annotation, cellular component: lysosome. The transcript has 9 exons.